Messenger RNA from Suillus plorans, 1552 nucleotides. RefSeq names its product WD40-repeat-containing domain protein. The transcript is spliced from 3 exons. Lineage: Eukaryota; Fungi; Basidiomycota; Agaricomycetes; Boletales; Suillaceae. Gene Ontology annotation, molecular function: protein binding. The coding region runs from base 337 to 1455 and encodes 372 amino acids. The record is from RefSeq and is a predicted model, not a curated record.
UAAGUACGAGCCUCAGAAUUCAGUAGUGCUAAUAACUUGUGCCUAAGCAAGUAAAUUUGAUGGACAUGAGGCAGCGGAUGGCUGUGCAAUGCACAGGCCCGGGUGCCAUGCCAAAGGACCGUGUUGGGAAGUUCAAAAAGUUGCGGGCACAUUCUGUCAAUCAGUCAAUUUGCUCGCUCUUCUCCCAAGUUACUAGCGUAUACGAGCAGGCAAAGUGUACCAUCACCUUCGAACGAGUUAGUAGGCAUCCUUCGAAAUCACUAUCCAUAUCAGGCCACAGGAUACGAAAGCCUCCCCGACGGUCCUUCGAAUACUUCUUACCCAUAUUCCUUUACUAUGUUCUCUGGCAGAUCGGUCACGGCUUCGGGAUCGUCACGGCCUGUUGUGCCAGUAAAAGGAUGGAUUCUAGCACCCGUUUUGGACAUAAGCGGCCACGAAGACCGUGACGAUACUCCAUCCAUAUCCUACUUUCCGGACGGGAAACGGAUAGUCAGCGGGUCACGCGAUAGGACCAUCCGUGAAUGGGACAUAGAACAAGGCAGGGAAAUCAAGCGGGCGCGGGAUGUUUGUGAGCGACAGGUAUAUACUGUGAGGGUAUCAAGGGAUGGUCGAUGGGUUGUCUCUGCAGGUGGGAAUUUCAUGAUCAGCGGGGAACUCAAAGUCCGUGAGGUUGAGACGGGGACCGUGAGAACAUUCGAAGGCCACCGACUAGUACUGACAAGUAUCAACUGCAUCGAUAUAUCUGGGGACAGCACACUACUGGCGAGUGGGUCAUCGGAUGGUACAAUACGGAUAUGGAGCUUGGAAACAUGCAAUCUCGUGGCUGGUCCGUUCAGAAGUCUCAACUGGGUGGUGGGCGCAGUCCGAUUCUCGCAAGACUCAAAAAAGCUCACGCUCAAGUCAAAUGGAGGGAGGUGCCUCGAAGUGUGGGAUAUCCAAUCCCAGAAAUUGCUUGUUUACAGAGAAGGUUACUGGGAGCCGGGAGAUGUCCCAGCGUUUUGGACUACGAAAGACACAGACAUCGUAACCGCAUUCAGCUUUGAAGUUGGCGCCCAAAUUAAGACGAUCUAUGCAUUUGACGCGUCUACACUGGAGACCACCGGGGCCCCUUUUGCAGGACACACCAAAAUCAUCACCAGUAUAGCACUUUCACUCGAUUGUGCUCUCCUCGCCAGUGCUGCUCGGGACAACACCAUCAAUUUCUGGGCCUUUGAGUCCCGCCAGCUCCUCGCCUCAUUUGACAGUGGUUCUACCAUUUGCCAACUUAUUCUCUCACCCAACUUGUGUCAACUAGUUUGCACGACUGAGAACGACAACAGUAUCUACCUAUACGACACUCCCCCUGAGAUCCUCGCUUGCAUCCAGCCAGUACCACAAGAUAGAACCAUUUCCUCUAGAAGCCUAUUCCUCACUGAUGUACUCAUCCCUCCCUUUUCGUUUAUACCACUCCAUUAACCCCCUUUUUGCAGUCUGGCACGCUCUCUCUCGCCGCGAAUCGAUCUACUAGCGAGGCCCCACCAAAUGCGCAAGAGAGCCUCCCUCCCUACUCUCU